Knipowitschia caucasica is the source of this 1431-nucleotide messenger RNA. The record is from the annotation of a GenBank genome assembly. NCBI's taxonomy places the organism in Eukaryota, Metazoa, Chordata, Actinopteri, Gobiiformes, Gobiidae.
AUGUUGGAGUCUAUAAACGUGACUGAACGCCUCCACUGGCCUAAGGUGGAGCUGUCCAAGAAGUCCAUCCUCAACAAGGCCGUCAGUCCGGGCCAAGUUUAUCUGGACAAAUUCCCUGCAGAGGUCCUCAAAGACCUCCUAAAACUUCGCUCCAAGAGCUACAACGUCCUGCUCUGGGCUGAAGACGCGGAGAGGAAGAGUCCCAAACGCUCGCCACAUAGAAAGAGGAAGCCGGUGAAGCAAGCCCUGCCCACAAAAAAGAACAAACAACCAGACAUGGCUUCUAGAAAAAGCCAGGAAGGCGCUAAAGCUGUUCAAAGUAACUACAUUCUGUCCAAAAGCACUUCCAGUCUUCCCAGGCCGGGCAAAAGCAUGACCAUAGUGGGGACUACUUUAGGUCUGAUCCCACGGCCACGGCACAAGAAGGCGUACAUUCCCAGCCUUCCGUCCACCAGGCUGCCCUACCUGAACAGGCCGGUGAGGCUGGAGGAGGCGGAGAACUCCCGAAAGCUUUGCAUCUUAGCCGCCAUCAAACCCGUCAAUGUGGAGCAGGAGAAGGCCAGGUUUUUCAAGUCCGACUUUGCUUACAACCCGCAGUUUGAGUACAGUAACCCGCUGCCCCCGCUCGUGCUGGCCAAGCACGGCACCGCCUCGGAUCGCUUUCUGACUCAGGCGGUCCACAUCAUGGAGGUGGCGCUGCAGAGAUACGGCAGCUACGAGCACUUCGAGCAGGUGACCGGGGGCAGUCUGCUGAGCAAGAGCAAAAUCUGGACCAGCGUCAAGAAAUACAUGGAGAAGGAAGGAUGUGUGGGAGAGAUUGUGGUGCAGGUGACAGACGACCUCCUCUCCAGAGCCUCCAUGACGGUGGUGAACUCCAGGCCCACUCUGACCAUCAACACCAGCACGGCCCGGGAGCACUGGCUGGAGGGCAUGCUCCGCCACGAGAUCGGCACUCAUUACUUCCGUGGCCUGAACAACGUGCACCAGCCAUGGAGCAGCAGCGCGGGCCGGAGGAGGCACAACCUGAGGCCCCUGAACCCCACAGAGGAGGGCCUGGCCAGCAUCCACAGUGUGCUGUUCAGACGGGACCCCACGCUCUGGAGGGCCGCCCUGCUUUACUACACAGUGUACCAGGCCAGCAGCAUGUCCUUCUGCCAGCUCUUCCACUGCCUGGGACGCUUCCUACAGGACCCCCACACACGCUGGGACUACUGCGUGAGGGCCAAGAGGGGCCAGAGGGAUACGGCCCAGCCAGGUUGCUUUGGCAAAGACCAGGUUUAUCUGGACGGCAUCUUGAACAUUCUACGAUACAGAGACAGGAUCAACUUUCCACUGCUGAUGUCGCUGGGAAAGCGAGCGACACGUCUAGCAGCGCACAGCGUGUGGUCACGGGGAAGAGAAAAAGGGCGCUCUUCCAGACGGAGACUGUAG